Molecule: messenger RNA, 1653 nt
Organism: Neospora caninum
Lineage: Eukaryota; Apicomplexa; Conoidasida; Eucoccidiorida; Sarcocystidae
Exons: 4
Coding region: 1-1653 (550 amino acids)
Source: RefSeq, a predicted model, not a curated record
AUGAAGGCCCUUAAAAUGCUGUUGCAUCGAACGACUUGCCAUGUGCUUUGCUUACUCCUUUUGGCGAAAGUCGCCGCUCAGGGUCAAGACCGCACGUCUAUCACUGCAGAUCAUGAUGAGGGACAGGGCGAGGUGGACACACCUGACAUAGCGAAGGACGGAUCAUCAACAGUCGCUAAUCGGCAAAAUCUCAAUGACAGCGUGGCCGCCUCACACGAUGUCGAUUGCGAUCCCACGUGGGACGGUAUUCCGCCGGAAGCAUCAUACCAAAUUGUUUUCACAACCAGAGCAGCUCUUUCGGAAAUGGGUGUUCAAGUGCAUCGAGGGAAUGUUGAGCCUGUGUUCAAGAAUCGAGUGCGAAUUCCGUCUGUUUCCGAUAUGCUUGACGAGACAGCCAUUAAACGCCAUGAAGACCAACUGAUGGCUGGGGGUUUUGUUCUGCAAACAGCAGAGCACGUCGUUUUAUUGAAGCCGGAAGGGAAAUUCCUCGAGUGUAACUACUGUGCUGGCGAUGCUACGUACCAAGUUGUCCAGCUGUUAUCUGUGGGUGAGGACGACGACGGCAUCGUUUUCCAUUUCGUCUCUCUAACGUAUCCCACCUGGAAGUUUGGGUCUUUUCUGCUCUCCAUCCCUGGAUCAGCCUUGGCUUUCCACGGCAAUAAGAAGCCAGCAAUUAAUGAUGUUGGCCUGUUAGCUUGUAUUGGCCGAGGAUACCAGCCAGUCUUCUUUCCUAAGCCAUUGGAAACGGGUAGCCAAGCACCAGUCUUCCGCACCGGUCCUUUCCAAGAGAAGGUGGACGUCGUUAAUGUUCGGGCGUUUCGUGGUUCCCAGCAGAACACUAGCUUGCUGGAGGUUACCUUGUCCCUGCGGGAGAGCACUCAUGCUGUCGCCCACGUAAUGAAGGAGGGGACGACUGUCGUCUAUUACGCCUCUGUCUUCGGCCCACCUGUUGUUCAAAGUGCCUUGGUCCUGGGUUCCUUCACUGCGAAACGAAAGUGGUGGCUGCAGAGGAAUACACGUACUGGUCCUGUUCUUCUCAAGUGCUCGGCUUGGGAGAGCCUUAUUAAGAAGACCAUCCGUCGGCUCUCUGGUCAGGGCCAGCUUAUAACCAAACGGCGCUCCCGCAAACCCUGGAUUAUCGCAGGCCUUCUGGGAGCGACAACACUGUUGUCAGUGGGGUCAAUAGUAAAGGGGUAUCGACGAGAUAGUCAACGCGGGGUCAACGUGUGGAAUUACGGCGUUGGCCUGUUGCCGGAUCGUGUAAGAGCAAGUUUCCGUAUAGGGGAGAUUUCCAGCUUAAGUGCAAGUGUGAAUCCGUACAACCUAGUGACGGCAGCUGGUGUCGCUUCUGCGGACACAAUCUUGGAUAGUCGCGUCAUCAGGGCUGCUGUUAACACGUCUGGAUUGAGGGGAGCUGCCAACGCCGUUUUGCUGAAAGGUGGUGGGCUAUACGGUGCAGGAGCAAGUGUCGCUGCAGCGGUUUUGCUGAUCAAAUAUCACGCAAUACGAGGCGCCUGGAGAGCAGUCAAAAAACGACUAGCACAACAGGAGCUGAACGACAUCGUAGGCGACGUCAUUGGAGCAGCUAAAGGUGAUGAAAUAUCAACACGACUGAGGCGAGGCACUCUAUUUGUUGUUCUCGAUGAAGCCUAA